AAAAUUUGCUUUACAAAUUUAUGUUUUUAUCUGUCGCUCGCUCUAGAAUAUCUGGUUAUCUGAAAAAUAUUCUCUUUAUUUCCCCUUCAAUUUUGAUUCAUGGAUUAACAUUUUUAACGUAAAAGGGAAAAUUUAUGGGAUAAAAAUGUAGAAUGUAUCUUUAAGUGAAUAUCGAAGAAUGAAAGUUCGAGAGCUUCCUUCUGAUGUUAUAAAGAAAAUAAGGUCUGAUGUAGCAUUUACAACUGUUGCUCAAUGUGUGGAAGAGCUUGUGUUGAAUUCUAUUGAUGCUGAUGCAAAAUGUAUUGCUGUUCGCUUGAAUCUUGAGCAAUACAAAAUACAAGUUGUUGACAAUGGGCAUGGUAUUUCUGCUGAAGAGUUACAACUGGUGGGAGAAAGGUAUGCAACUAGUAAAUGCCAUACAAUUGAAGAUUUAAAUUCCCUCAAAUAUGCUGGUUAUAGAGGGGAAGCAAUUUCUAGCUUAAAAAAUGUUUCCUCAAAUUUAAUGAUUGAAACCCGAGCUGCUGAUUCUGAAAAAACAUUUUGUAAAAUAUUUACCCUUGGUAAUAAUGACAAAGUAUGCCCCUCUUUAAACCAAAGAGUAAGUAAAGGAACGACUGUCACUGUUUUUGAUUUUAUGUAUAAUAGGCCUGUAAGAAAAAAUACAAUAUCUGAAGCUUUAGAUUUAGAGGAAACUCGCAAAUUGUUGCAGAGCACUGCUUUGAUGCACCCCCAAAUUUCUUUUUCAUUAUUAAAUGAAGUUAGUGGUGCUACCAUUCUCCAUUUCAAAAAAUGUUCUUCUACAGAGUCUGCUUUUAUGCAGCUAUUUGGUCGAGAGAAAGCGAAGAAUCUCAAGUCUAUUGAUGAGAAAUUUGAAGAUUAUCGGAUCAAUGGAGUUAUCAGCAUGGAUUGUUUUUUAAACAGGGAAUUGCAAUUCUUGUAUGUGAGUAAACAGCCAAUAUUAAGAACUAACAAUCUUCACAAAUUGAUUAAUCGAACUUUAUGCAAGUUCCUAUGUGCUAAGCAAAAAAGCCGACAAGAAAGCAUCUCUACCCCUAACAUUUCAAGUCCUUCCAAAACUCAAGCUCAAUAUUGUGCAUUUGUCAUCAAUAUUUCAUGUCCUUUAAAUAAAUAUGAUUCCAUGUUUGAUCGGAGGCAUAAAGUGGUCGAAUUUUCUGAGUGGGAUAAAAUUUCAGGAUUCAUUGAAAUGUCAAUCUUAAAACUUCUUAAAGUUAGAGAUUUCAUUUUUGAUGGAGAUGAAUCUUCUGAUUCAGCACAUCUUCAAAACCAAAAUGACUUAACUUCAAAACUUGGGGUUGAUAACUACAAAAAAGGUUUAUUUUCUCAUACUGCUAAGCGGUAUGAUGUCGUUAUAUCUUUUGCAGAUAAAUCUAAUGCAAUCUCUGAUAAACGAAAUAUUGCAAAAAGUAAUAAAUCAUCUAAUUUUUUGUGUGUAGAAGAGGAAAAUAAUCUGAUUAAAAGAUUGCAAUUUAAUGAAGGGGAUUCGAAUUCCCAAAAAUUUAUUUGCUUAAAAAAGAAUUCACCAUGCAAGUCAAUUCUUGAUGAUCUUAAAUUAACUUGUAAAACUACUCUAACUAAUAACAAGCAAAGGAAUAAGGAAAAAUAUAUUCAAACAGCUGCAAAUAUUGUUCCAGUUCCAAAGAUGUCUGUACAACCUAAUAUUGGUAUUGAUAUUCCAUCUCGAAAAGUUUUUCCAACAAAAAGUCCUGUAAUGAUGCGAGUACCUAUUAAAAGUAAUUUGUCAUUGUUGGAAAAAGACAAUUCUAUAUUACAAAAGUUAAGAGAAAAGUACUGUUAUAAUCCCCCAAAGAUGAAACAGAUGACUAGUUUCCCACCAAAAUCUAGCGAAGAAAAUGUUGAAAAGCAUGAACACUCUUCAAUAAAAAAUAAAGUAAUUGGACAUUCUAAAUUUGAUAAAACGAUUGAUAUUUCUCAACCAUUAGAUGCUAAAGUAUCCCAAAGAGUUGCAUCAAAGUUUACGUUUUCUGAUGAUUCCAAUUUAUCACCUUUAAAACGCUUUCGGCGAACUAAAACGAAACAACCAAAAAAUGAAAUUAUAAAAGUGCUUACUAUGGGUGACAUUUCAGACCAUGAAUUAGCCAACAAUAUGUCUCCACUUGUGGCAAACUUAAAGGAAAGAUUGGAAACAACCAAGACUAUCAAUUUCCAUUCUCAUUGUAUGUCUGAUGAAAAAGAUGAAACUCACACUGACAAUCCCGUUUCAAAUUUAAGAAAAAGAUUACCAGAAUUUCCCUUAAACACUUUUAAUGAGGAUAUAAAUAUGACCAGUCCAUCUAAAAUUCAACGACUCAACAAACAUGAUAAAACCAGUUCGCAUUUUAAGGAUUUUGAAGAUCGUUCCAGAAUCAGUUCUAGUCCUAAUUCCUCACAAUAUUCUAAAUUGAAUCGAACGUGUUUGCUAGAAGAAUUUAUGCCUAGGAUAAAUUUGGAAACAAAUCAACUCAUGAACAAUGAUGCUUCAGUAAUUGAUUCGAACAACUUACCAAACAUUGCUCAAAAUGGUGUUUAUAAUUCUGUAAUUUGUGCUAAUGAUUCAGAUUUCUUAACGACAACUACACCAAAAGAUCUUAAUAAACACUAUUCUCGAAUUGAUUUUCAUGAUAAAAGUUCCACUGACACUACAAGCAGUAAUUCUUUGGAAGUAAAUAAUUUUAGAAGCCAUAGAAAAAAAUUUCUUUGGAGUGAUAGUUCAUCUGUUAGUCUUUCAAAACCUCACAAUUCUAUUUGUUCAAGUUUAUUACCAAUCAAUGAUGGUGUUUUGGAGCAUAAUUCAAUUUGUGAUUUAGAAGUAUCAUUCAACAGUGCUGCUCAUAGUACUUUAGAACAUAAUUCAAUUAGGGAAUUAGAAAUACCGUUCAAUCAUUCUUGUAUUAAUACUCAGAAAUCUAACUCAGUUAGUGAAUUCAAAUUGAGAUGUAAUCGAAAUGAUGUAUCAAAUGAAGGCAAUUCAUUAGAUAUGGUUGUACAAUAUGUCAAAUCUAGCACAUUUUAUAAUUCAUCCCCACCAAAACCUAUGAAGGAGGCUUUGAUAAGUUCUUCAAAUUCCUCAAGUUCUUCGAAUCCUGAAAUUUCAAAUGCAAUUAAAGCAUCAUCAGAAAUUUUAUCAAAUGUGUCUUUACCUCAAGUGAUAAAAAUACCGAUUAUAACAACUAAAUCUAAGAAACCAGUAAAAACCAAAGAUAAAUUAGAAGUUGAACAAUUUAAUAGCGAUGAAAUAUUUUCCCUUCAUGGAAAAAACUCAAAUUUAGAUUUCCAUGAAUUUGAAGGAGAUGAAAGUCAAAUUUCCUUUGAAUGUCAGAAUAAACUUUUAAAUAAUAAUUCUGAAAUUGAAAUAAUUGAUCAGUUUGAGGGCUCUAAUGUUUCGGAAAAUUUAAGUGGCUCUCUAAAAAAAAGUGCAAAUCAUGGACAUAUAGAAGUAGAUCCAGAAAAAAUUAAUUUUAAAUUAAAUGAUGAACCUUGCUCUGUUAUUAAUAUGCUAGAUAACAAAAAUAAUGUUGAAAAGGGAAAUCGUUGGGUUUGCCAAAUUGAUAAUGAAACUAAGAGAGUUAGUUAUGUUGAUACUGUUACUGGAAAUUCCACUUACGUGAUGCCGCAACUGUUACAAGAAGAAUCUAAAACCUUGGAAGAGACUGUUGGCUUCAAUAAUGGUACUAAUAAGAAGCACUUUUUUCUCACACAUGAUUUUUCACCUUUUGUUAAAAGCCUCAACAGCCCCAUCACUGAAAAAGAUGAUUGUGAUAAAGAUAUUACUGUCUUACAAUCUCAUUUAAAUUCAUGUAUGAAUGAGAAGGACAAAAAUGAGAUGAAUUUGAAAUGGCGUCAUUUUAAAGAAACAGAUAAUAAUAUCCAGGAUUUGUUUAAUAAAUGGGAAAACCCAAUGUUUGAAGUUCCAUCAGAAGCUGUUUCUGCAGAAGAUCCAAAAAUUCUUCAAUCAUUGUCUCAUAUGUAUAUUAUAAAUUCUUAUCGUUUCACCAAAGCUACUUUAAAAAGUUUAAAAGUCAUUGGCCAAGUUGACUGCAAAUUUAUAGCUUGUCUCUUAGAUGAUUUCAAUGAAGUUAAUGAAGAUCAAAAGUUGUUAGCUUUAUUUGACCAACAUGCUGUUCAUGAAAGAAUUCGAUUGGAAGAGUUAGUAAAAGAGCUUUAUGAGUUAUCAGAUGACGGUGAGAAGAUUGUUAAAUCAAUAACAAUUAGCCCAGUUCUUGAAAUUACAUUGGACGAAGAUGAAGUUAGAUUACUGAGUACUUAUCAAAAGCACCUGACUGCCAUAGGAAUAAAACUGUCUAUUAAAAAUGAAUCUGACAUUGAAGUCUCAUCUAUACCUUCCUGUCUUAUUGAUCAGAAUACUAAUAAACUAAAACGAAGCAUAUCUGAAAUAUCAACUAUUAUUGAGAAAUCAAUUAAAGAAUGGCUUUUAUCUCUGACACAAAACAGGUGCAAAUCAAGUGUUCUACCCAAGACACUAUCUAAUGUUUUGAACUCUCAAGCAUGUAGAGGUGCUGUGAAAUUUGGGGAUCCUCUUACUCUAUCAGAAUGUGAGAACUUAUUAUUAUCAUUAUCAGAGUGCAAGUUGCCUUUUCAGUGUGCUCAUGGCAGGCCUUCAAUUGCACCACUUCUAGAUCUCAACAAAAUUGAUAGAUUGAAUAGAAAGAGACCAUGUCCGCAAUUAAAGAAACUUAGAGACCUUGAAGGAGAAACAUUGCUCACAUGAACUUUAAAUCUGCAACCUCAAUUUUAGGUCAUAAUAGUAACUUUAUUGACAUUUUUUAAAAAUAUUUUAAUUUAGUCCUUGUGCUGUUUGUCAAGAUAUGUUAACAAAAAUAUUAUAUUAAAAGAAUUGCUAUGUAUAACACAUAUGUUUAAGUUGAAUGAGAAAUAUUCAUAUUGUAUCUAUUACCUAAUUAGAUAUUAUUUUUUUAAAAAAUUAUCCUAGCAUUUUCAGAAAUAACAAUUAAUUUCAAACUCAAAUAUUCCUUUCAAUAUUUU
Molecule: messenger RNA, 5022 nt
Organism: Parasteatoda tepidariorum (common house spider)
Lineage: Eukaryota; Metazoa; Arthropoda; Arachnida; Araneae; Theridiidae
Product: DNA mismatch repair protein Mlh3
Biological process (GO): mismatch repair
Cellular component (GO): mismatch repair complex
Molecular function (GO): ATP binding; ATP-dependent DNA damage sensor activity; ATP hydrolysis activity
Source: RefSeq, a predicted model, not a curated record